UUCUUUCGAUAAAAUACCACAUUAGCAUAGUACCUAACUUAAUUAUAUUUAACGAGGUAAUUAUUUUUGCAACGAAAAAUUAGCACGGUCAUAGAACUUCAUUAAAGGUCAUUAGCCUUAUUACCUCGCUUAAGUUCAAAAUUUUAACUGAAGGUCACAAUAUAUACUUAUACUGUCACAACGUCCUCGGUAGUGUAGUGGUCAGUAUCCCUGCCUGUCACGCGGGAGACCCUAAUUUUUCUUUUUUAAUUUGUUUUUAAUGGUCAUUUAAUAAUUAAAAGUUUGGUCUCUAAAUUCAGUGCUGUGCUAAUCAUGGAGAAGGAAAGAAGUCUCGAAAUUACGCAAAUUAUGAACCCAAUCGGACAAUGUAUAAAGACCGUGCUGCUUAGGGCAUGCAUCGAGAAGAGGCUGACCGUAGGGCUCCUGCCCGCGAUCCAGUAUCUCUCCAGCAACUGCAAUGGAGCCCUAUUCUGCCUGACCGCGGAGGCGCCACCUGGCGACAGCGCGACUCAUAUGCAAGAAGUCCUGUUGCAGGCCUUCUGUGUGGAAAAUGACAUUCAUGUCAUCAAGGUUGAUUCAGCGACCAAAUUGAAGAAGUUGUUGGGGUGCUGCUCAUCAGGGGUGGACUUCAGCUGCGUGUUGGUCCACUACCCAUACACAGACCCCUUUAGUGACAGCCAGGAAAUCGACCUGUCAAUCCUCACAGACUCCGAGAGAGACCUCAUUGACCACUGCGAGACCAACUGGGGAUACUCACAGAUGCCAGUCAUCAAGCUGCCAGAAAAGUGAAUCUAACAAACCGAAAUUUGUCAAGAGA
Messenger RNA from Ostrinia furnacalis (Asian corn borer), 817 nucleotides. It is a transcript of the gene Gadd45, whose product is annotated as Growth arrest and DNA damage-inducible 45. The record is from RefSeq and is a predicted model, not a curated record. Gene Ontology annotation, biological process: regulation of cell cycle. The transcript has 3 exons. Bases 313 to 789 code for a protein of 158 amino acids. Gene Ontology annotation, cellular component: nucleus; cytoplasm. Lineage: Eukaryota; Metazoa; Arthropoda; Insecta; Lepidoptera; Crambidae.